Molecule: messenger RNA, 1737 nt
Organism: Fundulus heteroclitus (mummichog)
Lineage: Eukaryota; Metazoa; Chordata; Actinopteri; Cyprinodontiformes; Fundulidae
Product: sodium channel subunit beta-2-like
Exons: 4
Coding region: 129-860 (243 amino acids)
Source: RefSeq, a predicted model, not a curated record
AGAGACGAAUGGGUGGAGCGACGAAUGUGCGGAGUAGCUUAUCGAAAUGUGACAGUAGAAAUGGCAGAGACAGAGGCUCUCCCUCACUGUCUGCCUGCUGAAUCCUGGCUCUAUUGCUGAGGUGAGCAAUGAACACAGCCUGGUUCACUGAGGGAGGAGCCUUAUACGACAUCCAGAGUGUCCAACCUGCAGCAGAGGACCCGUCUCAGUCCCGUCCAACACCGUCCUGUAUCAUCCCCAUGAAGGCCGAGCUUCUGUUUCUCUUCCUGACUUUUGGGGUCCUCCCAUCAGUCUGUGGUGGAAACCUAAUCAUCCCUGCUGUGGUUGGAGGUGAUGUCACUCUGCCCUGUAAGGCUGAUAGGAACCAGCCUCUGGAUGUGGUGGAGUGGAGCAGACCUGGUACCAUCACAGAGUUUGUUCUCAUCUUCAGAACUCAACACCCAGAAGUCUUAGAAGUCCAGAAAAAAAGCUACGAGGGUCGAGUAGAGCUGAAGGACAGAGAGACAGGAGACAUGUCUUUGGUUCUGAGGAACGUCACGGCCGAAGACGGAGGAACGUAUGAGUGUUAUGUUCUGAGAGAAAGAAGCCGCAGGAAGAGAGCUGAGCCUCAACCAAUCAGCACCGUCCACCUGCAUGUAGCUCCGCCUCCUCCUCCUCCAGGGAACGAGGAUGGAGACAUGAAGGAUGGAGGGAUCAACAAUGUCAUGGACAUCUUUGGCAACAGUCGAAGUCAUGUUGUUGUUGCUGCCUGUGCUGGGAUGAUUUUAAUUGUUUUAAUUGUUGCUGUUGCAAUAAUUAGCAGGAAGAACAAGAAGAUGUCUUCUCCUCCUGAUGAAGCACAAGCACAUCCGAUGAUCUGACUGAAAGUUUAUGUUCCUGUAAAAGUAUCAAGCAAAGCGCAGCUUCCAUCAACAUUGUCCUUAGUCAAUGAGAACAAGAAAUUAUUAGCCAUAAAAUCUUCUUGUUUAACUAUCAAUGUGGCAAAAAUGAAGCAGAUCAGUGAUCUAGUGAGGAAACAGAUCAGUUUUGUAUCUUGUUCCUCAAUUGCUCUCAUCAGAUCCAGAGCUGGUGGUCUCCACUGCACUGAUCAUGUGACUCCUCUGAGAAUUGCUACCUUGUCGUGGUAGAGGGGCUUCAGGGAUCUCCAGAUCCUGGCUGCUUUGGUUCAGGGUCUCCUCUGGGAACCUUCAGCCAGGGUAAAGUCUCAAUAAGAGCAAUUCAGGCACCUCCAUACACUGAGGUUGGUGCAGUUGAGAUGCUGCAAACAAUAAAUCAGUGCAGAGUUACAUUUAGAAACAUUUAUGUUUCUUUAAGACUCUGAGUUCUUAUUGCUACUAACGAUGAUGUUCUUGUUCUGCAAACAUUCAUCUGCUCAUAGUUUAAAUACAAAGAUUGUUACUAUAAUCCACUACGGAUGAAAUGUAAAUGAACACUAUAGAAAUAGUUAUUUCUAAUCUAAUUCUACAGUUUCACUGCUUGGAAAUAUAAUACUAGGAGGUUCAGUGUCUUUCCAGCAGCUUCUGUAGAUAAUUGAAAUCUCUGAUGUCCUUCAAUUGAUUUACUUUCAUCAAGUUAAUAACUAACAUCAGCUGCAGACUGCAGGCUGUGGCCAUUAUUACUGUCUAGACUGAAGCAGGGAGGAAAACCAGGUCAGGUUAUUUAAUGUAAAAGGUUGAACUUUGUUUUGGAUAAAAGUUGAUGUCUGAUCACAUAAUAAAUAUAUUUUUAUAGAUUGUG